CAACAUUUAAUCGACAAUAAGCUGUUUCUCGGCUUAUUAAUGCAACAAUAUUCCUCGUGUUCUCAGUAAACCUUCGGGGUUGACUGUUUGCCUUCCAAACGCCUUGUAAAAAAAAAACGGAAGCGGUAUAAAAUAGAGAAAUAUACCGGCUGUGCCAGAAAACUGUAGCUGGCUGGUAGUUAGCUGUUAGCUUCGAGAGUACAGCAAGUAACGCGGCUGACUCGGCAACCAUUACUGUAGGCAACCAUUGCUGCAGGCAACCAUUGCUGGAGAAGCGGCUCCAGACUGUCGGCUGUCGAGCUACCUGUGUCAAGUCAGUUGUCAUAAUAGGAGGUCAAGUGUGACGUGGUCUAUGAGGAAGCCACGUCGAAAAAGCCAGGUGGCCACAGGGGAUGGAGCUGAUGUCAGGAAGUCCAAUGGGACGGCCGGCGGGCGUAGAGGUGCCCGCCAUCGAUCCCUAUCCCCUUACAGCCUCAAAGCGUCUCCAAGCAGAGAAACCCUGUCUUACUCCCAGGCCCAGAAGGUGGUCGAGGUGGAACUGGAUGGUAGGCUUCAUCGCAUUUCUAUUCUGGAACCCUUGGCGGUCAUUACUGAGGAUGAGAUGAUGGCUCAGGACAUUAUUGAGUGUAACAGCAACAAGGAGAACAGUGAGCAGACAUCACCUCCCACCAGCAGCACCAAAACGGUUCGCAAACCCAUCACACCCCGGGGCCGCAGGAAAGACUCUAAAUGCCCCUCUGUCAAGUCGCCACCGCCUUCCAAGAACCACUGCCCCAAUUCUCACCCACCAUCCCCUGAAAAGUUUAACGAAUCACACCAUCAGCACAUGACCCUACCUGAACCUAAGUUCCACGUGUUGGAGACCUUCACGCCGGUCGAGGCGCCUCCUCUGCCCACGGCGUAUUACCGUUACAUUGAGCGGUUAGCCGAGGAGCAGGAAGAUGAGGCUGAAUACGACAUGGAUGACGAGGACACCGCCUGGCUGGAGAUGGUCAAUGCCGGCCGGACGACAGAGGGUUACUCGGCGGUCACGCCAGACUACUUUGAGCUGCUGGUCGACCGGAUGGAGGAGGAGGCGUACCGGGAAGCCCGCAGCCGGGCGCCCUCUCAGAGCGCUAUUGACGACGAUGCCUUCUGCUGCGUGUGCCUGGAUGACGAGUGCCUCAACAGCAAUGUCAUCCUCUUCUGCGACUCCUGCAACCUGGCCGUCCAUCAGGAGUGUUACGGGGUCCCCUACAUCCCCGAGGGCCAGUGGCUGUGCCGCUGCUGCCUUCAGUCCCCUCAGAAGCCAGUCGACUGUGUCCUAUGUCCGAACCGCGGCGGCGCUUUCAAACAAACGAGCGACGGCCUCUGGGCACAUGUGGUCUGUGCCAUCUGGAUCCCGGAGGUCUGCUUCGCCAACACAGUGUUUCUGGAACCAGUGGAAGGGGUCACGAACAUCCCGCCGGCACGCUGGAAACUGACUUGCUACCUGUGCAAGCAGAAGGGCCGCGGCGCAUCGAUCCAGUGCCACAAGGCCAACUGUUACACCGCGUUCCACGUCACGUGUGCUCAGCGCGCCGGCCUGUUCAUGAAGAUCGAUCCCGUGCGAGAGACGACCGUCAACGGGACGACGUUCUCUGUUAAAAAGACGGCGUUCUGCGAGGCCCAUUCGCCACCGGGACAAGAGGCCGUUUCAGAUGACGGUGAAGGGCGAGUGGUGGGCAGCAGAGGGAGGGCGAGCAGAGGGCGGAGCGCCUACACAGAGGGCCCGAGAACACCGAAAAAAGGCCGGAAGUCUGAAGACGAUGCCAAGUCGGAUAAAAAGAAAGGGAAGAAGGGCUCCGAGUCGACAGAACAACACACCGCUUCACCACAAGUGACAGUGCCUCAGAUACCCACAAGCAGGCUGAACAUCAUCUGCAAAGGAAUCCUCUUUCAGAGAAAAAAACCGUUCAUACAUCGGCUGCAUAAUUACUGGUUACUGAAGCGUCAGUCGAGGAACGGCGUGCCGCUGGUCCGGCAUCUGCUCUCUAGCGUCCAUAUCCAAAGGACUACCGAACCGGUCUGGCCCGAGGUGGACGAGAAGGUUUCUGCCGCAAGAGAAGCGCUGAGAUAUUGGCAGAAGCUGCGGCAUGGUCUGGAGAAAGUGCGGCUUUUGGUGGAGCUCAUCCGCAAGAGGGAGAAACUCAAACGAGAGCAGGUCAAAGUUCACCAGGAGGUUCUGGAGAUGAAGUUGACCCCAGUGUUGGUGCUGCUCCGCUCCACUCUGGACCAACUACAGGAGAAGGACACGGCCCAGAUCUUUGAAGAGCCGGUCGACAUCAAAGAGGUCCCCGACUACCUGGAGUUCAUCAGCCAGCCCAUGGACUUCUCCACGAUGCGCGCGAAGCUGGAGGGUCACGUCUACCACUCGGUGGCUGACCUGGAGACCGACUUCAACCUGAUGGUGUCCAACUGCCUCCUCUACAACGACAAGGACACGGUCUUCCACCGGUUGGCGCUGCGUCUGAGAGACUUGGGGGGCGCCGUGCUGCGCCAUUCGCAACGCCAAGCCACCAACACCGGCCUGGACCUGAGCACUGGCAUGCACCUCUCGGAGUCGCCGCAGAAACGAGACUUUUACAGCUGCACCUGGGAGGACGUUGACAGUGUGCUGGAUCCAGACAACCGGCUCCACAUGACGGUGGAGGAGCAGCUGAAGGAGCUGUUGGAGAAGAUGGACUUUGUCUCCUCCAUGCGAUGCAGCGGCGCCCGGACCCGACGCAUCCGCCUGCUUCGCCGCGAGAUCAACAGCAUCCGCUACAGGCAGGGCCAGCACCACCGCUCCAGCCUCCACAACGGACACCUGAAUGACGACGACGACGAGGAGGAAGAGGAGGAAGAUGACGACAAAGGUGCCAAGGCCGACCGCGGCCUGUCGACCUCGGACAAAGAUGAACUCAAAUCCACUUCGCCCCCGACACUGGAGCUGACCGGGCCGGCCCCUCCUCCGCGACACGCCGACGCCCCCCUGGAACCUCCCACGCUGCGGCCAAUCACAGGGGCGCCCCGGUCCCCCAGCUGGGUCUGCAAGCGCCUGAAGAUGGACGGCGACCUCCCGGACCUCAGCGCGGAGAACAUGAAUUGCACUAAAGCACGGGAGCCGCCGCCGCCGCCCCCCAUUUUGCACAGCGAAGGACAGGCGGUGGCCAACGGCCUGUCGGAGCUCGGCCCCCCGCGGCCCACCCCCGGGGGAGUUGGACGACGGACCUCCGUAUUGUUCAAAAAGGCGAAGAAUGGAGCCAAGCUGUUCAGAGAGAGGGACAAACCUUUGCUGAGCGGAAAGGAGCAGCAGGACAACGGUUCCGGCGACGCCCCGACGGCACCCAGCUCCGCAGCCAGCACCCCGUCCUCGACACCUUUAUCCACUCCGUCUAAGACCCCGCAGAAAAGUCCCGGACCCCCCACCCUCAAUGAUCAGUGGACCCCCAGUCGAUACAUGUGCUCAGACAGUGAGCUGGACAAGAUGCCACAUCAUACACUGGAAAGUGGCCUGACCAACGGCUUCGACAAGCACAAAGACGGCGGGUCCGACUCCGGAUACAGCCCGUGUCCGGUCCUGCACAAAGAAAUGAGCUCGCCGCCCAAACGAAGCCUCGGGAAACCAGCUCUUUCCAAAGUUCCCUUUCUGGAGAUCGUCAAUGGAGACUCUGAUUAUGCUGGCAUCGGACGUCUAAUGUCUGUGGACGGGACGGCGCUGGAGGCCCUAGCGCUCGUGUGGGCCAAGUGUCGGGGAUAUCCCUCCUUCCCUGCUCUGAUCAUCGACCCGGAGAUGCCAGAGGAGGGCAUGCUGCACAACGGGGUCCCCAUCCCUGUCCCGCCCAAAGAGGUGCUCUGUCUGGGGGAGCAGAGGCAGGAGGAGGCCAAUGAGAGGCUCUACCUGGUGCUCUUCUUUGACAACAAGCGGACAUGGCAGUGGCUCCCACGGGACAAAGUGACCGCCUUGGGUGUCGACGACACGGCGGACAAGCUGCGCAUCAUGGAGGGUCGCAAGUCCAGCGUCCGCAAGUCUGUCCAGGUGGCGUACGACCGCGCCAUGAUCCACCAGAGCCGAGUCAGCCACAGCCACGGCUUUGUCGCCUCCAACUACCUGUAGAGGGCGCUGGCGAGCCCCCCCCCCCCCCCCCACUGUCAACUAUGCAUCUCUGUUUUGGUCUUAAAGCUGCAGGUGGUCCUACAGCCAGUGGAAUAAUAACUGAGUCCUGGACUGUAGUACCUUCCUAAACCACUAGUGUCUGAGCUCUCGAUAAAGUUACACGGUGCGGUCGGUGAGCAUUAAAUCCCACGUUCAGAGGGAUGUGUCGAGGUCCACGCUGACUGGAUGUGAACCGGUGUGUCUGGAUCAAAUGUUAACGCUACUGCCGCGGAAUCAAACUGUCCGAAAAGAGAUUCGACGUACGAAUGGAUCGCUGCCAUCUUUUAUACCAUAGCUUUUUUGCAUUUUAAUCUUUUACAAAGACUCUUGUAUAUUAUAACGGCACACUUUGUGUACAUAUGUUUAUUAUCAAAACCCAGUGUCAUUUAAUGUUGCCGUUUAAAAAAAAAUGCAUAUUUCAAUCAACCCUCAAGGGGCUAAGCGAGGCUGUGUAUAUUUGUGAAGAUGAAAUAAUUCCUGACUUGCUGCUGUGUACUUGACUUGUCUUUGAUGUCAUGUGUGUGUGCGUGCGUGCAUUCAGAACUUACAAUUCAAUGAGCCAAUUCUUUAUAUUUGAAUUCUCUUUUUGAUACAGAGAGAAAUAAUUUAUUUAUGGGAUACAGAACUAUAGAAAUAAAGUUAUAUUGGUGAAAGCCGGUGUUAUUUAAAUGACCUUUUAAAAAAAAAGAACUUGCAGAUGACAUAUUUAGCAGAUAAAGUUCACGUUUGGUUUGGUGGUAAUUUUUCCAACCGCCAUGGCUCACUGUUGACCCACAGAAUCUCCUAUUUAUUGUCAAGAGUCACAUUUUAUCAAAUGGAAAAAUACACCUUUUAUAAGCUUGUAAUACAUACAUAUUUUACCUGCUAACCAAAUAUUUUUGUCAAAACAAGUGUUUCCACAUUUUGGGAAAAAAUCAAUGCUCUAUUAAAAAUCUUUUGGGAUACUU
Molecule: messenger RNA, 5103 nt
Organism: Pseudoliparis swirei
Lineage: Eukaryota; Metazoa; Chordata; Actinopteri; Perciformes; Liparidae
Gene: brpf3b
Product: bromodomain and PHD finger containing, 3b
Exons: 13
Coding region: 353-4117 (1254 amino acids)
Biological process (GO): regulation of transcription by RNA polymerase II
Cellular component (GO): MOZ/MORF histone acetyltransferase complex
Molecular function (GO): protein binding
Source: RefSeq, a predicted model, not a curated record